Messenger RNA from Osmia bicornis bicornis, 2047 nucleotides. Its product is annotated as RCC1-like G exchanging factor-like protein. Lineage: Eukaryota; Metazoa; Arthropoda; Insecta; Hymenoptera; Megachilidae. The record is from RefSeq and is a predicted model, not a curated record.
CACAUGAGAUGAAACCUUUAGAUUUGCAGAAGAGGAGCUUUCAAAAACAACGAAAGAAACACGUAUAAUGACAAGUUUCAUGGUAUACACCUGCGUUUCGAUUGAAAUUAAGUCUGCUUUAUAAGUUAUACAAUUUUCCAAAGAAUCAAUGAUUUAAUUAAUAAGUGGAAUUUCUAUUGAAAGCGUAAAUUUUCAAAGAAAACGAGUCAUAUAUUAACCAUGUUGAAUUCUAUAAAGGAAUGUCUAAAGAAUAAUGUACGAAAACGAAAUAAAGUCGUACGAUUAAAUAAAUCUGGAAACAAAAAGACAAUUUUAAAAAAUAUACCAGUCUUUCAGUAUCCGGUAAGCAAUGAAAGAGAUCACAGAGUGUAUGUUUGGGGUAUGGCAGAGCAUGGUGCUCUUGGAACUUUAAAGUCAACGUUGCACGAAAAGGGUAUUUCAUUUAUUCCAAGACCAAAAAGACUCGCAUUUGGAGAAAUGCACGAUGUAACCGAUAUAUGCUGUGGUUAUGGUUUUACUGCCUUUGCAUUACGAUCUAACGAUAAGAAUAUUUUAUAUGGAAGUGGAAUAAAUACAGACUCACAGCUUGGCUUUCAUGAAAAUGAUAAAAAGUUUUCCGACGACUUAAUAACCGAACUAAGACCUAUUAAUUUACCGCUAAACGGUUCUUCGUCCAAAGUUAUUAGUAUAGCAGCUGGAAGAGCACAUUUGUUGGUAUUGACGGAUGAAGGUUUAUUUACAUUAGGAAAUAAUGCCUAUGGGCAGUGUGGUCGUCCUGUAAUUAUAAACGAAAAUUAUAACAAAAGUAAAGUAGUUCAUCGUAUAUCUGAUAUUAAAGGAAAAAAGAUUAAAGCUGUAACAGCUGGGCAGGAUCAUAGCAUACUCUUGACAGAAUACCGGCGAAGUAUAUACUUUGGUUUGGGUGCAGAUGGACAACCGAUUAGCGCAUACAGAAAUGAACAUAGACCAAGUUUGGUCAAAGGAGAUUUAGCUGGACAGCAUAUUGUAAAAGUUGCCUGUGUUGCUGAUUGUGUGUUAGCGCUCAGUGAUAAAGGAAAAGUAUUUGGUUGGGGUAACUCAGAAUAUGGACAGCUAUUUGUACAGGGUGACAAUCAACAAGUGAAUAUUGCUACUGAAUUGAAUGCGUUACAGCAGUUGGGUCAUAUUAAAGAUAUGCAAGUGGGGUGUUUUUGUAUGGUGAUGCAUAUAGUAGACGACGGCGAUGUUUGUUGGGGCUACGGUAUUCGGUUCGGUCCCAACGUUACAAGAAUUAUGCAGCCAACUCUAAUUCCAUCAGUUACUGUUGGUAAAAAUGCAUAUGAGAAAGAUACGAAAGUAAUAAUUACAUACGUUCUUUGUAGGGUCAUUAAGAUAUUUUGGUGUAUGAGUCAUCUUGCAGCUUUAACUAAUCUAGGUGAUUUAUAUAUGUGGGGUUGCAAACAAAUUUGGAUCCUAGGAUUAGGACAUUCAAAGGAUCAGUACUUUCCAUUGAAGGUAAAUGUAGCGGGCCUCAAGUGAAAAAAGGUUGCUUGCGGAGUAGAUCAUACGGUUACUCUCUGUAAACCUUUUUGUUUGAGGCAUAAUAUAUUUGUCACAUAAUAUGUGGUAAUAUAUAUUUCUAAAAAAGUAUGUACCAAUUGUUGUUCAAUCUGUUAUAAUAAUAUAAUACGUAUAGGUAAUUACAUUUUGAUGUCGUCGUUAAUGUAUCGUGUAAAGUUAAGUGGGUAAAUACGAGCUUCAGUUUAGUAUGGAAUGUCAGCAAACGAAAAUGAACACAUUUAACGCGUAAUGCUAUUAACUAUCAUUUGAAUACCAUAGAAAAACUUACAAGAUAAUUAUUCUAGCAAUGGAUUCACAUGAAAUCGAUUGAUAUAAUAUUAUACUUAAUAAAAAGCUAAACAUACGAUUAAAAUAAGAGAACUGAAUGCAAUUUUAGUUGCACUACUAGUACAUAUUAAAUUUUCGUAAGAUAUCGUAUAUUUUACUGAAUUAGGAAAUCUACAGAAUCGAUGAUCUGAAAAAUAAAGAAAAGAAUUUAUAUUAUUAA